AUGGAGGCCGAAUCAGCACACAAUCGCUAUCGCUCUCGCAUUCUUCGAGAAAUGAACGCAAAUCGCGACAACCCUUUCAACUCCCCACCAUCCUCCACCGGCUCCCACGGCACCGUAAGCCCGACAAUGUCUUCCGUCUUCUCGGAGCCAGACGGCGAGUCCACGCGCAGACUGAACGAGGACAUUGCUCGUAUUGUCGGUCCCACGGGCGGAAAGGUCCAAGUCGACUUGGAGGCUGCCCACCGCAAGUGGCCCGAAUUCUAUGGCAAGCCGAAGGCUGCCGCCGAAGCGAAGCAGAACAAGCCCGCCCCUAGGCAAUCGGGCUCUUUGCGUCACAAGGACGCCGUCUCCCACAAGGCCAUCGUCCAGAAGUACCUGUCCAAUAGGGUGGACGACUCGACGGAAAUGACUUGGCAGGGUUCUAAGCGGACACGUGCUGAAAUGCAGCCUCGCGUGGAGGACAACGAGUCUGACAUGUCGGCCAACACGUCCAAGUCACCCUUCCGGUUCGAUAUCAAUGCCGACAGCUUCAAGUUCAAUCCUCAACAACAGGUCGGCCGAAGCCCCCUGUCUAGAGGACAUGCACGCUCAACCUCUGGCAAUUACAAGUCGGCACGACGAUCUUCUCAAGCCGCAAAGAACGACCGUCGGAAGUCGGAUUUCCUGGCCCCCCCAACCCACGCAACUCCAAAGUCAACACCAGCCGAGACCGCGCCAUCGAACAACCCUACCCCGGUCACCUUUAAUACGAUUAGGAGCACGUUCCCGUCGCCAGCAACAACCGACAGUCCGGCUCAGAAUGGCGUCACGUCCCGCUCUUUCUUCAUGCCCGACAUCUCUCACCUCAACGACUUCAUUUCUGGCAACCUGCGCUUCCAAGGUGCGGUCAAGAACGGUGUCCCCGUGUUCGUGAAGAACGGACAGGUGCGUGAUCGCAUCGAUACAAUGCCUCCGAACGACCACGCCGAGGUCGACGGCCUAGCAAUCCCCGAGGAUGAAGAGAAGAUAUUUGUGUCUAUGGAUAUGAUCCGGGACGAAAUACUCAACCUUCAGGAGCAUGACGACUUGGUGCAGCAGCACGCUGUCGAACUCGAGGGUCAAGUGGAACACCUCCAAAAGGAACUCAAACGGCUCAAGGGCCGUAAGUCGAUCGACAGUGCUAUUGGUUCUCGAACCGCCUCGGAGCCCGAAACAGCCCACGAGGAGCGCUUCCAGACAGAGAAGCUGAAAUUGGAGUCGCACAUUGCAUCACUGCAGUCCCGGCUGGACCAUGCUACCACCCGGAUCGAUUCUACCGAAUACGAGAACAACACGGUUUCUCUCGAGCGAGACCGGGCCCUGAAGAAGCUGCAAGAUGCCUGUGUCGAGAUUGGCGAUCUCAUGGAUAAACUUGACGCCCAGGGGAAGGAGCUUCACGAGACCCAGGAGAAACUGAACGCCACCUUGGAGAUCACCAACCAGCGGGAGGUGGUCCGUCACGAAAAGCAAACCAACUCUGUUCGGCACACCGAAAAUAAGUCGGUCCAGGCAGACAACCACGCCCUUCGCCGGGAACAAGAAACUCUGCAGCAGGAACUGGACUCUCUGCGAGCCGACAACAACUCUUUGCGUCGCGAGCAGGAGUCGCUCAUCAGCGAGAACAGGUCUUUGCGUGCCAACGCGCGUUCGCUCAUGUCCGAGAACGAAGAGCUCCGUCAGACUGCCGCCAACGCCAAGGAGGACAUUGAGGCUGCCCGCGAUGAAGUUGAGGCACUGCAGGUUGAACUGCACACCAUGGAGCAAGAAAAGUCCACGCUCAGGGAGGACAACGAUAGCCUUGUUCGGCACAACGAAAAGUACUUCAACGAGAACAAGAUCCUCCGUCGCGAGAACUCUGGGUUUGAGCGGAGCAUCCAUGACCUUCACGACGAGAACAUGCACCUCAAGGAGGAAAUCGAAUUCCUCAAACAGCAGCUCGAUCACUGCCGCCCCCUCGGAAAGACCGAAGACUUUUCGGUGCGCCUUGACAAGGAGGUGGGCGAUGAAGACGAAACAGAAGAGAAUAUGACCUCGGCAUUCUUCGUUCCGGACAUUACCAUUGAUAGCACUCAGAACUCGGCUGUCGUCGACGGCACCGUUGAGGGAAAGAAAAUCCGGAAGCCCGCAACGCCAGGCAGGAAGGCAAUCGACAUGCAGGACACAACGGAGCAGACGGACCGCAGUAUCAACGAGGUUGACCACACCUUCCAGAGCCAGCUGAGCUCUGUAGCACCCGAGCCUCCUUCUAAGAGACGAGCCUCCACCUCGCGUCCUCAAGAGUCCACCGGCCAGCAAAAAGUGUCAUUCUCUCUGCCUGAGCGCUCGGCAGCGUCUACCAAGUCGAAGAGCACUAAAACCUCCAACGUCGCCAACAAGGGCAGCAAGAGAAGCGUCUCUGCUCACACAGCCACCAAGACUUCACUCAAGGGCGACGUUGUCCCUGAUCUCGACCCAUUCCAGACUGAGGACGACGCCUCCAUGCAGUCGCUGGAGAACACCCAGACGCAUUCCAUAGUAAUCGACAUGACGAGAAGCAAAAAGGAGUCUCGUACUACCCGACAAGAGUCGACCAACACCACUCGGAACUUGACCAGCCAAAGUCAGAGAACGCCAUCAAGGUCCGCUAUCAAGCCUUCCCAGAAUAAGUCGGUCACGAUCGACUUGAUCACUCAAGGCGGACUGGAGAACACGACUACGGAAAUGAAGGGCAACUGCCCUGCGCUGUCGUCGGAUGCGCGUCGUGUGCUUGACAGUCUGGCUGGACACAGCUGUAAGAACUGCAUCGUGUGCACCCGGAUCAAAGGCCACCGAGGAACGGUCACUGCUGCCGAUAUAGCAGAGGGCAAGAAGCGAGUGAAGAUCUCCAGGCCUGUUGCUCCUUCAGACCAGUACAAGCAGCUGGGCAUCUCAUCCGAAGAUGCCACCAUGCGGCCUUCUCAGCCUCCGGGCAACGCCCUGGCUAAGGUCAUCAAGGGACUCGAGGAUGAGUUGGAACACAUGAAGAUGGAGCACGCGAAGAUGCAGGCCAGAUACGACAGACACAACCCGGCACUUGCCGAGUCGAAGCGCAAGCAGCUGAAGAUCAACAUUGACGCCAACAUGAACGCGCGCGAGGUCAAGAAUGCCCAAAUAUACGCGCUCUAUGAUGUUUUGGAGGGCCAGAAACAGGUCGGACAAGAGAUGUCGGAAGAAGAGCUCGACAUGACUGUUUUCAGCAUUACGGGAUUAAGUGUUAGGGACAUCACAGAUCAGAUUACUUGGGAGGGCAUUCAAGGAUAG
Messenger RNA from Colletotrichum graminicola M1.001, 3297 nucleotides. RefSeq lists its product as uncharacterized. The transcript has 2 exons. NCBI's taxonomy places the organism in Eukaryota, Fungi, Ascomycota, Sordariomycetes, Glomerellales, Glomerellaceae. Gene Ontology annotation, molecular function: microtubule binding. The coding region runs from base 1 to 3297 and encodes 1098 amino acids. The record is from RefSeq and is a predicted model, not a curated record.